Anarrhichthys ocellatus (wolf-eel) is the source of this 1086-nucleotide messenger RNA. It is a transcript of the gene mlnr, whose product is annotated as motilin receptor. The record is from RefSeq and is a predicted model, not a curated record. Bases 1 to 1086 code for a protein of 361 amino acids. NCBI's taxonomy places the organism in Eukaryota, Metazoa, Chordata, Actinopteri, Perciformes, Anarhichadidae. Gene Ontology annotation, biological process: G protein-coupled receptor signaling pathway. Gene Ontology annotation, molecular function: G protein-coupled peptide receptor activity. The transcript is spliced from 2 exons. Gene Ontology annotation, cellular component: plasma membrane.
AUGCCCUGGACCAGACCCCAGGUGGACCUUCAUGCUGCUGGAGCAGAGGCCAUGGACCAGUACAACAUAGACGCCCACCACUACGAGGGCUCCCUGUUCCCCACCUCCACCCUCAUCCCCGUCACGGUUAUCUGCAUCCUCAUCUUCAUCAUCGGGGUGACGGGCAACACCAUGACCAUCCUCAUCAUCCAGCACUUCAAGGACAUGAAGACCACCACCAACCUCUACCUGUCCAGCAUGGCGGUAUCCGACCUCAUCAUCUUCCUCUGUCUGCCCUUUGACCUGUACCGCCUGUGGAAGUACGUGCCAUGGCUGUUCGGGGAGCCGGUGUGCCGCUUCUAUCAUUACAUCUUUGAGGGCUGCACCUCCGCCACCAUCCUUCACAUCACGGCCCUGAGCAUCGAGCGCUAUCUGGCCAUCAGCUUCCCCCUCCGGAGCAAGGUGGUGGUGACCAGGCGCAGGGUCCAGUACAUCAUCUUCGCCCUGUGGGGUUUCGCCUUGGUGUCUGCAGCUCCCACACUCUUCCUGGUUGGGGUGGAGUACGACAAUGACACACACCCAGACUACAAUACAAGGCAGUGCAAGCACACCAACUACGCCAUCAGCUCGGGGCAGCUGCACAUCAUGCUGUGGGUGUCCACCACCUACUUCUUCUGCCCCAUGCUCUGCCUCAUCUUCCUCUACGGCUCCAUCGGGUGCAAGUUGUGGAAAAGCAAAAACGACCUGCAGGGCGCUUUGGCCCGUGAAAGAUCACACAGACAAACAGUGAAGAUCCUGGUGGUGGUGGUGCUGGCCUUCAUCAUCUGCUGGCUGCCUUACCACAUCGGCAGGAACCUCUUCGCCCAGGUGGACGACUACGACACGGCCAUGCUGAGCCAGAACUUCAACAUGGCCUCCAUGGUGCUCUGCUACCUCAGCGCCUCAAUCAACCCCGUCGUCUACAACCUCAUGUCUCGGAAGUACAGGGCUGCUGCCAAACGCCUCUUCCUGCUGCACCAGCAUUCCAGACAGGCCCACCGCGGCCAGAGGCAGCUGUGCGUGACCGAUCACAUCUCCACCCUGAAUGAAAGCCUGACUGGGGUCUGA